AUGUCGUCCGCUCCCUUAUUGCAGAAAGCCCCGGGCAAGAAAAUCGCCCUUCCAACCAGAGUCGAGCCUAAAGUGUUCUUCGCCAACGAACGUACUUUCUUGUCGUGGCUAAACUUCACAGUGAUGCUAGGGGGUCUUGGCGUCGGGCUGCUGAACUUCGGUGACAAGGUGGGCCAAGUGAGUGCUGGGUUGUUCACUCUGGUGGCCAUGGGUACGAUGGUGUAUGCGUUGGUGACCUACCACUGGAGGGCAUCUGCCAUCAGACGCAGGGGCUCGGGCCCUUACGAUGACCGCUUGGGACCCACCAUGCUGUGUUUCUUUCUGCUCAUCUCCGUUGUGGUUAACUUCAUAUUGAGAUUGAAGUACACGUGA
Messenger RNA from Lachancea dasiensis, 372 nucleotides. The record is from the annotation of a GenBank genome assembly. Lineage: Eukaryota; Fungi; Ascomycota; Saccharomycetes; Saccharomycetales; Saccharomycetaceae.